This is a messenger RNA of Cylas formicarius (sweet potato weevil), 1336 nucleotides long. RefSeq lists its product as uncharacterized. The record is from RefSeq and is a predicted model, not a curated record. NCBI's taxonomy places the organism in Eukaryota, Metazoa, Arthropoda, Insecta, Coleoptera, Brentidae. The transcript has 3 exons. Bases 133 to 639 code for a protein of 168 amino acids.
UUCUGUGGUUACGUCAUCGCCCCUUGGCAAUAUUGGGUAAGUGUUGUGUUUGUAUUCCAAUAAUUUUUGUAAAUAUAAUAAUACCGUAAAAUUAAGGGUAAAUUUAAAAAAAAAAGUAAAAUUUUUGGUGAAAUGCUUCGUCAACGGUUAAUCAAAAAUUACGAAAAUGGCGUUGAUAGCACGCCGAGGAGGCGAAAGUCUAUUGAAGAUAAUAUGGUACUAAACGAACGAAAACUGGCUAUCUAUGGGCUAUCUUUUUCCCUGUUAGUUAUUUUCGUUAAAGUCUUUUUUGCAAACCAGGACAUUAUAGAAAAAACUAUAUUUGAAAGAAAGUUAAUCUCUUAUGAAGUGUUUACCGAAGAUGGGCGAGUCGUGUUUACAAAUUCUUGGCAAACUGUUGUAAGGUACAGCCAUUUCUGGGUACCUUUGCUUUGUGGAUUUCUUACUACAUAUUUUACUUGGAUAUUUGUAUAUCUUGAUUCAAAUGUGCCUGGUGUCCAGCCACCAAGUCCUUUAUCACCACAGAAAUACAGGAUGCAGUCGGGGCAUAACUUCCACCUAAAUUAUGUAUUUGCUAUACUCAUUGGAAUUUUAGUAACAACAUACAUGUACCUGAGAGGGGCUUCAAUUCAGUAUUAAAGUGACAAAAUACCUUAUUUGAUUUAUGUGCAAUGUGGUGAAUCAUAUUUUUCAUAAUUUAUUUUUUACUAAGAUUUUUGUUAUUUGAUGCAGCUAUGUGUAUUUGGUUUAUUUAAGAAGACUUACAUAUUUUUGUUAUGUAGUUGGUUGUAUUAUGUUUAUUAUAAGAUCAAUUUUGGAUAAAUAUAUAUUUAUAAUGAAAUUUUUGGUUUGUCCCUUAGUGGACAUAUGUUUACUUUAAAAUACUAUUUCCUAUCAUCUACUGAUAUUCCAUUUUGUUCUCCAAAAAAAAUGCCAUAAAGAUAAUAACUCAUCAUUACAAAAUUGAAUUUGCAGGUCAUACACGUAAAAAUAAAAAAAAACUACCGAAAUUUUUAUGUUCCAUAAUCUCCUCUUAUAUUCUUUGUUCUCAAAAUUAAAGCCUUUUAAAAGAUAAAACGGAACACCCUGCUUAUUAAUUUCUGCCCUAUUUUCCAUGGUAGCAUUGGCUCAAAUAGCAAAAUAGGAAUAUUCAGUGAACUAUUGGCAAAACACGCAUUUCAAUAAUAAGGGACAAUUAUAAUUAUUAUGAAUUUAAUCUUAAUAUUGUUGAGUUAAGAAUAAGUGCACUAUAUAUUUAAUAUGUUUAUAUUUUAUACCUUAUUUAAAUAUAAACAAACAAUUUAUUUUAAGAACUUGAAUAUAAAAAGCUUUGGGG